CCGGACUCGGCCGGCAGUAUCAAGUGACUUCUUGCAACUUAUCCUUAUUUUGCUAAGUUUCGCCAUUGCAAUAGAUCUAAUCUUUCAAUCGCUUUGAAUGAUAAGGUUCUGUCUGAUCCCUGCAUACAGAGAUAGUACUUAAGACUCUUUGUGUCGUUUCUGUGUUGCAACUGGAUGCUGCCAUCAAGGUCCUUUUAAGGUUUUACAUCACGAUGGCGCUUGCCAACAUGGUCGAGCUGAUCAUGUUUAAGCACGUGAUAUUGUCUCUCUUUGGCGCGGGUCUAUUGCACCUGGUCGCAAAAUGUGUAUACCGUUUGUACUUUCACCCGCUCGCCAAGUACCCAGGGCCGAAAAUGGCUGCUCUGACAGACUUAUACUUUUAUUGGUCCCUAUCUACUGGCAAUCAUGUCUUCAAUAUGCAGGCGAACCACCGCAAGUACGGUGAUAUUUUCCGCUUGAAGCCUAACGCACUCUCGUUCAACUCGGUGCAAGCACACAUCGACGUUCACAGCCACCCUAAAUCAGGAUCUAACAAGUUUCUAAAGACUGAGUUCUAUGACAACGGCGAUGUCCCGCGCCUGAGUAGCGAGAGAGAUCCGGUCAAACACGGAGAAAUGCGGAGAAGCAUGGCACAUGGCUUUAGCAUGCAAGCCCUUCGUGGCCAGGAAGACGUCGUCCACCACUUUCUUGAUAUGCUGAUAAAGCAGAUUGCGAGACUUGGUGAGAAUGGAGCCAAAGCUCUUGAUGCUUCCAUGUUGCAUAAUUGGGUUACUUUUGAUAUUUUAGGGGACUUGGCAUUCGGAGAGACGUUUGGUUCCGUAAAAAGCGGCAAGACGCAUUGGUGGGUGUCUUUGCUCCUUGACUCGGUCUAUCUCGGCUUUCUCACGAGUCUGCGAAGAGAUCAGCCGUGGGUGACCAUUCUGCUCCCAUUUUUCCUACCCAAAGGUAUUGUCGAGAACAAAAAGAAGCACUUCGAGAUGACUCGCGCCAAGGCCCGCCGACGUCUGGAGCUGGGAGAUAUGGGUCGAGAUGACUUCUUCUCACACAUCAUACGCAGAGGCACCAUGUCGGAGGCAACGAUAUUGGCCAAUGCUCAUUCCCUAAUUGUGGCCGGUUCCGAGACUACAGCUACCGCUCUGACAGCCACGACCUAUUUCCUGCUCUCUAAGCCCGAGACUUACAAGCGCCUUGAAGCUGAGAUUCUUGGCUCAUUCAAAUCGGCUGAAGACAUCAAUUCGACGGCGACAUCGAAAUUGACCUAUCUCAACGCGGUGUUGAACGAGGGAUUACGUGUUUUCCCACCUACAGCACCAGGUCUCCCUCGGUACUCCCCAGGAGCCUAUGUCAAUGGAAAGUACAUACCGAAAGGUGUCGAGGUGCAGGUUGAUGCCUAUGCGCUUCAGCAUGAUCCGCGUUACUGGAAGAACCCGGAAUCUUUUAUUCCCGAGCGCUUUGUUGGUGAGGGUCUCGGCGAUAAUAUGAGAGCUUUUGUGCCCUUUUCCGUCGGCCCGAGGGCUUGCAUUGGUAGCAAUCUGGCCUUGAUUGAGUUGAGAGUGGUGCUGGCAAAGCUCAUGUGGCACUUCCGCUGGGAACUGAUCUCCAAGGAUCUUGGAGAUUGGAAUCACAAGUGCCAGAAUUACAUGUUAUGGACGAAGCCGCCCCUCAUGGUUAAGUUCCACCCUCGCCAGCCUGUGGAAGGUUGAGACUUAUAGAUCUUCCAGUCUGCAAGAAUUCUACUGUGGGAGGAAGUCGUAUCUGAUGAAGUAUCAGGCCUAUCAAAUAUGAAGCCGAGGAGGAUGGAUUCUAUAGUUCAGCAACACAAUACUGUGGUAGGUUUCGCAAAGUAGGAAGAAAACACUCG
Messenger RNA from Boeremia exigua, 1861 nucleotides. Its product is annotated as cytochrome P450 monooxygenase-like protein. The transcript has 5 exons. Bases 213 to 1703 code for a protein of 496 amino acids. Lineage: Eukaryota; Fungi; Ascomycota; Dothideomycetes; Pleosporales; Didymellaceae. Gene Ontology annotation, molecular function: monooxygenase activity; iron ion binding; oxidoreductase activity, acting on paired donors, with incorporation or reduction of molecular oxygen. The record is from RefSeq and is a predicted model, not a curated record.